Messenger RNA from Stegastes partitus (bicolor damselfish), 2684 nucleotides. Its product is annotated as glutaminase kidney isoform, mitochondrial-like. Gene Ontology annotation, molecular function: protein binding; glutaminase activity. NCBI's taxonomy places the organism in Eukaryota, Metazoa, Chordata, Actinopteri, Pomacentridae. The record is from RefSeq and is a predicted model, not a curated record. Bases 139 to 2004 code for a protein of 621 amino acids. Gene Ontology annotation, biological process: L-glutamine catabolic process. The transcript is spliced from 18 exons.
UUGAGUCACCGGGAAAACCGUUACUCGAGCGAGAAAGCCGACACUCUCAUCCCGAUCGGGCUCCUCGGUUCUUCAGAUUUCCUAACCCGGGUCUUACAGCAGUCGCACCGCCCACGCAGUCCUCUCCACGGGGUUGAAAUGUUACACUUUCGGUCCACGGUAGCGCUCAAGGAGUUGUUUCAGACGCAGCUGAAGCGGCCGCUGACGGGGAGAGUUGGCGUGAAAGCGGCACCUGCAUCCGCCGUCUGCUUGGAUGGCAGGUCGCCGGGCAGAGGGAGGGCAUUUACCGGCUGGAGAGCCCCGCCGCACUUCGCUCGAAAGAACGGCUUGAGAGGCUUUUGCUCAAAGGGUGACGGCCACAAUGAAGCCUCCAAGGACUCUGCAACAGAGAAGAGAAGGAAGGCAGGAAUCCUGCCCAGCCUGGAGGAUCUGCUCUUCUACACCAUCGCAGAGGGACAAGAAAAAAUCCCUGCACACAAGUUCACCACAGCUCUUAAAGCCACCGGGCUUCGCACAGGAGACCCCCGGCUGAAGGAAUGUAUGGAGAUGCUGAAGGUGACCCUGAAGACCACCUCAGACGGAGCCCUGGACCGGCACCUCUUCAAAAAAUGUGUCCAGAGCAACAUUGUUCUGCUCACCCAGGCCUUCAGGAAGAAGUUUGUCAUUCCAGACUUCCAGCCCUUCUGCGCCCACAUCGACGAGCUCUACGAUACCGCCAAAAACAUGUCGGGAGGUCAGGUGGCGGACUACAUUCCCCAGCUGGCCCGCUUCAGCCCAGACCUGUGGGCCGUCGCCCUGUGCACGGUGGAUGGACAGAGGCACACUGUCGGCGACACCAAGGUUCCCUUCUGCCUGCAGUCCUGCGUGAAGCCGCUGAAAUACGCCAUCGCCGUCCACGACCACGGCACCGAGUACGUGCACCGCUUCAUCGGCAAAGAGCCCAGCGGCCUGCGGUUCAACAAGCUCUUCCUGAACGAGGACGAUAAACCCCACAACCCCAUGGUUAAUGCCGGUGCUAUCGUCUGCACCUCCCUCAUCAAGCAAGGAGCAAGCAACGCCGAGAAGUUUGAUUACGUGAUGAACUUCAUGAACAAAAUGGCGGGAAACGAGUACGUGGGCUUCAGCAACGCCACUUUCCAGUCAGAACGAGAAUCCGGAGACAGAAACUUUGCCAUCGGCUACUAUCUGAAGGAGAAGAAGUGUUUCCCGGAGGGCACAGACAUGACCGCCAUCCUGGACUUCUACUUCCAGCUGUGCUCCAUCGAGGUGACCUGUGAGAGCGCCAGCGUCAUGGCGGCCACUCUGGCCAACGGCGGCUUCUGUCCAAUCACGGGGGAGCGCGUGCUGAGCCCCGAGGCGGUGCGAAACACUCUGAGUCUGAUGCACUCCUGCGGCAUGUACGACUUCUCCGGCCAGUUCGCUUUCCACGUGGGCCUGCCGGCUAAAUCCGGUGUCGCCGGCGGCAUCCUGCUGGUCGUUCCCAACGUGAUGGGCAUCAUGUGCUGGUCUCCUCCGCUGGACAAGCUGGGCAACAGCGUCAGAGGCAUCCAGUUCUGCACGGACCUGGUGUCCCUCUGCAACUUCCACAACUAUGACAACCUGAGGCACUUUGCCAAGAAGCUGGAUCCUCGCAGGGAAGGAGGAGACCAGAGGGUGAAGUCUGUGAUCAACCUGCUGUUCGCUGCCUACACAGGAGACGUCUCGGCCCUGAGGAGGUUUGCGUUGUCGUCCAUGGACAUGGAGCAGCGGGACUACGACUCCAGGACGGCCCUGCACGUGGCGGCUGCAGAGGGGCACGGCGAGGUGGUUCGCUUCCUGCUGGAGGCCUGUAAAGUCAAUCCGGUGCCCAGAGACAGGUGGGGCAACACGCCGAUGGACGAGGCGGUGCACUUCGGCCACCACGACGUCGUGACCAUCCUGCGCGACUACCACAACAAGUACAGCCCUCAGGAAAGCACCGACGACAAGCAGAACGCAGAGAAGAACCUGGACGGGAUGCUCUGAUGGAGGACGAGUGUGUGAGGACGGUAUGCUCUGAGGGAAACCAAGAAACAUCCACACGUAGACGCAACUCAACUGUAUAGUGAAAAAAAAAAAACCCUUUAUAGACCGAGUUAGAAGAACAGAAACCCCUUAAAAAAGCCCUUAAGUCCAGGGCAGCCGCCACCCUCGUGCUGUGAACGCUCCUCAUCAUGUUGUUAUUAGGUGUUGUUGGGUUUUAUAUCACCGUCUGUUCUCUGAGUGGGGGCUGUUUCGGUUCUCAUUUCUCCUUGUGUGUGUAACUGUUAGCUGGUAGCCGCCUGCUACGCCAUCAUGUGCUGUUCAUUGUGACGACAGACGGUUUCCUCACUUCAUCAUCACGGUGUGGUGGAAUGUAUCUGGAAUGUGUGCGUGCUAUUUAUUCAUCUCUGUAAGAUAAACUGUACAGUCGUGUAGUGAGUGUGUGUGUGUGUGUGUGUGUGGGAGGAGGUCGGUCGGUGUAAAUAGGUCCGGGUGUGUAGCUCCGUCUGCUCUGGUGCGAUCAGGAGGUGUGACGUCGUUACACCAAAACCCCGGAAACCGAAGUUUGAGGCGAAUAUUUCCUGCUUUAAAUAGUGAAACAUUCAGAUUAGAAGCUUUUUGUUCUCUGAAAGCCUAAAACUGGACUUUUUGUUGUUUUUUUUUUAAACUCUUUUGUUGUUGUA